Messenger RNA from Abrus precatorius (Indian licorice), 747 nucleotides. Its product is annotated as alpha-latrotoxin-Lhe1a-like. NCBI's taxonomy places the organism in Eukaryota, Viridiplantae, Streptophyta, Magnoliopsida, Fabales, Fabaceae. The record is from RefSeq and is a predicted model, not a curated record. Gene Ontology annotation, molecular function: protein binding. Bases 1 to 747 code for a protein of 248 amino acids. The transcript is spliced from 4 exons.
AUGGCUGUAGCAGACUCAACAUCUUUACAGGAUCAGUUUCAACGGUCAUCUUCAGCUCACUCUAGGAGGCCACUCCUUCAUCUAGUAUCCACUCAAAAUGAGAGACAGAGAUACCUGACCCAAUGUGUUCCCCUUCACAAAGCAGCACUGAAAGGUGACUGGAAAGAAGCGAAGAAAAUCAUAGAGAAUGGUGAGAGGCUGCUAAUCUCUGCAAUAACAAAAGGGUGGGCCACAGUCCUUCACAUUGCAGUGGGAGCAAAUCAUGUUCACUUUGUGGAAGAGUUAGUAAAACUAAUGAGUCAUGAUGAUUUGGAAUUGCAAGACUUCAAGCAUAACACUGCAUUCUGCUUUGCUGCAGCAGUUGGAAAUGUUCAAAUUGCUGAGAUAAUGAGGAGAAAAAACAAUUCACUGCCAACAAUUAGGGGUGGUGGUGGAGGAGUUACUCCUCUUCAUUUGGCUGUUUUGCAGGGAAGAAGUGAAAUGGCUAAGUAUUUGUUCCCUUUAUCUAAAGAAAUACUUGAAGAAGAGGACUGGACUACAAUUUUCCUCCUUUCUUUAAACUCUGGACUAUAUGAAUUAGCCUUGGAAAUGCUAAAUGAGAAGGAAUCGCUGGCCCUUGAUCGGGGUGAUAAUGAUGAGACAGGCUUACACGUCUUGGCUCGAAAGUCUCCUGUUUAUGGUUCCCGUAUUCUACGAUAUCAAAAACACCUCCUGCAAUUUGGAAUUUUACAGGCUUAUGCUCUUUGA